Messenger RNA from Raphanus sativus (radish), 1423 nucleotides. Its product is annotated as probable aminotransferase TAT4. The transcript has 7 exons. NCBI's taxonomy places the organism in Eukaryota, Viridiplantae, Streptophyta, Magnoliopsida, Brassicales, Brassicaceae. Bases 37 to 1284 code for a protein of 415 amino acids. The record is from RefSeq and is a predicted model, not a curated record. Gene Ontology annotation, molecular function: transaminase activity; pyridoxal phosphate binding. Gene Ontology annotation, biological process: biosynthetic process; amino acid metabolic process.
UCUAAUCCAGAAAAAAAGACACUAAACGCAAGAAAUAUGGCAAACAACAGUUGCAUUGGCUGGAAGUUCAGCGGCAGCGAGGCAGCCAAGGAAGCCUCAGCUGCUUCCCUAAGCACUUACACCUCUAAACUCUUUGCAAUGUGCGAUCCUCAAGGGAAGCCCAUUUUGCCUCCUCGAGGUGAAACCGCUGAGACUUGCCAUACCGCUGAAAAGGCUGUUGUUAAAGCCGUCCUUUGCGGUACUGGAAACGCUUAUGCUCCCGGUAUAGGCCUUCCCGCGGCAAAAUGUGCCGUAGCAGAGUACCUAAACCGUGAUGAUAUUCCGAAGAAACUGGCACCAGAAGAUGUGUUUAUGACCGUUGGGUGCAAACAAGCCAUCGAGCUUGCGGUUGACAUCUUGGCUAAACCAAAAGCCAACGUCCUGCUUCCGAGCCCGGGCUUCCCAUGGGACUUAGUUCGCUCCAUCUACAAGAAACUUGAGGUCCGCAGAUACGAAUUCCUCCCAGAAAAGAAUUAUGAGAUCAACUUUGAAAGCGUCCGAAAGCAAGUGGAUGAGAACACGUUCGCGAUAUUUAUAAUCAACCCUCACAAUCCCAAUGGGAACAUCUACUCUGAAGCUCAUCUCAAGCAGAUCGCUUUGUUGGCUCGGGAACUCGGGAUAAUGGUGGUUUCUGACGAAGUUUUUCGAUGGACCGUUUUUGGGAGUAAUCCCUUUGUUCCCAUGGCGAAAUUCUCGACAAUCGUACCCGUGAUGACACUUGGGUCUAUAUCGAAGGGAUGGACUGUCCCCGGAUGGCGAACUGGCUGGGUCGCCCUGCACGAUCUAGAUGGUGUCUUUAAAUGCACCAAGGUCUUAGAUGCUGCUAAACAAUUUCUUGAGAUAAAUUCUAAACCACCAACUGUUAUCCAGGCGGCUAUUCCUACCAUCUUGAAGGAUACUCCUGUAGAGUUCUUCCACAGGAGGCAGAACUUUCUGAAAGAUAAAGCGGAUUUGGCUUAUUCUAAGCUCAAGGACAUACCUUCCCUCAAAUGCUAUUUAAAACCUGAAGCAUGCACCUUCCUAUGGACCCAGCUGAAAAUAUCAAGCUUUGUGGACAUUAAAGAUGAUGAAGACUUCUGUGAAAAGCUUGCUACCGAAGAAAACCUCGUCCUUUUACCAGGGAUUGCUUUUGGUCUGAGGGGCUGGGCGAGGCAUUCUGUUGACAUGGAUACUCAAACUUUGGAGGAUGCCUUUGAAAGAUUGAAGAGCUUCUGUGACCGCCAUUCCGCUAUAUGUGAAGCUUAAUUCAGUAACAAGGCGUCAAUGGCCUCGACUAAAGGGUCAAUGUGUAUCUUUGCUUAAAUCUUAUAUAUAUGCUAUGAUAAUAAAUGGGUGUUCUAUUGAUUUGAGAUAAAUCAUGAACACUUUCGUAUUCGUAUUUGUA